AACACCGCAGGGGAAACUCCUCCUAUCCUCGCGUCCAAUUAAUUAUUGUGGCCUGGUCCUUUAAGACGGAGCAGCGGGUCAGCAACUAGUGUAGAGUUUCUCUAAUUGAACUUCGCCCAAUCAACAAUAACUCGUUAGCGUUCGCUUGAUCUUUUUCGCUCGUUUUUGCCGAGACGCCUUUAUUUUCGUGUGGUGAAACCCCCCUCCCUCCCCAUCCCGCUACCAACCCACCCACCCCUCCGGACAGUGCCCUUCCUCCUUCCUAAACAUCUUCAUGGGACUCUUCAGAAAAAGUUGGACUCGCACACGGGGACUAUGAGAGCGCGGCGCAGCACGCCUGAAGCAGCAUGGUGGAGCUGGAAAAUCCCUUCAGCCUGAAGUCCGACGAUCGCGACUAAACGAGAGCACUACUGAUACGCUACUACUUUUUAUAUAUACAUAUAUAUAUUUAUGAAGAAGGAAGCUCACGCGUCGGUUUGCUCGAGAUAGACCACUUUAUUCGGUGUUGGAAAUCGUGUGUUGUGAGGACUGCGAUGACCUCCAGUAAAGACAUGAAGGCAGGCUCUGUUUUGCAGUCCAGCGGCGAGGACCGGAGACGGGCUCCGUUAGACCAGCUACCGCCCCCCGCCAACUCCAACAAGCCCCUGACCCCCUUCAGUAUCGAGGAUAUUCUCAACAAGCCCUCGGUCAAGAAGUCCGUGGCGAGCCUGUGUCCGCCGCGCGUGCUGGAAAAAGUCAGCGGCUCGAGCGCGCUGCGGAACGGGAUCACCACUCCCUCCUCGCCCCUGUGCGCGCUGGAGGAGCUCGCGAGCAAAACGUUCAAGGGGCUAGAAGUGAGCGUCAUCCAGGCGGCAGAAGGUCGAGAACACAUGAACGCUUUCGGACAGCGGCAGGCCUCGAAGAAGCGACGGAAGUCCCGCACGGCCUUUACCAACCACCAGAUCUAUGAACUGGAGAAGCGCUUCUUGUAUCAGAAAUACCUGUCCCCGGCAGACAGGGACCAGAUAGCCCAGCAGCUGGGCCUGACCAACGCGCAGGUCAUCACCUGGUUCCAGAAUCGGCGCGCCAAACUCAAGCGGGACCUGGAGGAGAUGAAGGCGGACGUGGAAUCUCUCAAGAAAAUCCCAGCGCAUACUCUGCAAAAACUGGUGUCUAUGGAAGACAUAGACGACACCCAGGGCGGCUCAGGCCCAAUCUCCCCCAGUCUAUCCCCCUCGUCGCACGGGCACAGAGCCUUCCCCCAGUCCCCGUCCUCCUCCAGAGGCCAAACCACAGACGAGUUCUCGGAGGAGGAGGAUGAGGAAGAAGAAAUCGAAGUGGACGAUUGAAAAACAAAACAAAAAACAAACAGGCCCACGAGUUUCAGAAAUGGGCAUUUUUCUUUAUUUUUCACUUUUGCACGGACGUUGACUCUGCGGAAGAACUUGAAACAGGAAGGAUGUUGUAUUUUUCCUCUCUCUCUUUCUCUUUAACUCUCUUUCAUGUUUUAAUUUAUUGCAAGGAUUGUAAAAAAAGCCUUCGAAGUGUCCACGUUUGAGACUGAAGACGUGCUUAAGGAGUACAUGUUUCAUUCAGUAGGAUGAUGAUGUAAGAAAUGAUUAGUGAUUGUGGUACAGGAUCACCACUGCAACAUGUGUAUGUACAUUUUUAAGUUUUAUUUUAACACAAACACACACACAUCCACACAGAAAACCUUACGGAAACUUGUGCAGUCAUUUUGUUACGCAGGUCACCAUCGUCAUCGCCAUUUUACAUGGAUGUUCUAGCUGCUAAUGAUACAUAUCUGCCAAAUGUGAUUUUUUUCCCAACAAAUUUCUGAAAUAUAUAGACAUAUUUAUAUUUAUACAGUGUCAAUGGAAUGAUAAAAAUGUCAUUGGAGUCAUAAGCUUAUUGUUUGACCAGAAUUUUCUCAAACACAAAAAAACAAAUUAUUCCCAGGGCUCAGAAACCCCUAUUUCUUCCGUAUUAUUAUUACACGGUUAGUGGCUUUGUAAAACUGGCUGACCUUUAACGAUGCAUAAAAAGCCACUUCAAAAUGAACGGCCAAAUAAGACAGAUAAAUGGGAGGGAGGCGAUUGUGUGUAUAAAUCAUCUUACGAUGCAUUUUACGCGAUAAAGUUAUUGUAACAUUCUAUUUAAUCACCAUGUAAAUAAAGGGAAUAUGAUAUUUCAAA
Molecule: messenger RNA, 2174 nt
Organism: Astyanax mexicanus (Mexican tetra)
Lineage: Eukaryota; Metazoa; Chordata; Actinopteri; Characiformes; Acestrorhamphidae
Gene: lbx2
Product: ladybird homeobox 2
Exons: 2
Coding region: 534-1328 (264 amino acids)
Biological process (GO): regulation of DNA-templated transcription
Molecular function (GO): DNA-binding transcription factor activity, RNA polymerase II-specific; DNA binding
Source: RefSeq, a predicted model, not a curated record